GGGGUGGGGUCCUCAUCCGCACAAACAUGGCGCCGGUGGGUGCGAAAGAGAUCAUGCUGGCCGUCGCCAUGGCUGCGACAAUGUCGCUUGCUCUUGCUUCCCCACUUGAAUCUCCCACUACCGGCCCAUCCCAUGCCAUCUCCCAACCUCUCGUCUCCUCUCACGCCUCCUCGUCGCCUCGUAUGCCUCUUGCCUUUGGUAUGUCCGGCAUGUCCCCAUUGCUGCGAAAGGCUGGCAGUUCUAUGCCCUCGGUUCGCCUACUUCGAGCUGCUCCUGUCGUCAGCAGGAGCUCGUUGACGAUGGUCAGCGGGAGUGGAGGAGCUGUGCUGGAGAAGAAGCCAGAAGUCAUCGUCGCUCCACAGGGUACUCCUGAGCAGACCCCCGGCAAGCCUUACCACGUCUUGUUGUUCAAUGAUCCCGUCAACACCAAGGAGUAUGUCUGUCAAGUGCUGUGCGAAGUGUUCGGGCAUUCUAAGUCGAAGGCUUACAACAUCAUGCAGACAGCUCAUUCGACUGGAUUUGCUGUCUGCAACACAACAGACAAAGAGGAGGCAGAUUUGCAGUGCGCAAAGUUAGGAGAGAAGCAGCUGAUGUCUCGUGUUGUAGAGGCAGACUGACAACUUGAUCCUAAGAUGCCAGAGUGUGGUGAUGUACAACAAAGUCAUCUCAAAACUUCUUGAGCUUCGGUU
Guillardia theta CCMP2712 is the source of this 689-nucleotide messenger RNA. RefSeq lists its product as hypothetical. Lineage: Eukaryota; Cryptophyceae; Pyrenomonadales; Geminigeraceae. Gene Ontology annotation, biological process: proteolysis; protein catabolic process. The transcript has 2 exons. Bases 54 to 617 code for a protein of 187 amino acids. The record is from RefSeq and is a predicted model, not a curated record.